This is a messenger RNA of Callorhinchus milii (elephant shark), 2284 nucleotides long. RefSeq names its product ubiquitin-conjugating enzyme E2Q family-like 1 (gene ube2ql1). The record is from RefSeq and is a predicted model, not a curated record. The transcript has 2 exons. Bases 64 to 996 code for a protein of 310 amino acids. NCBI's taxonomy places the organism in Eukaryota, Metazoa, Chordata, Chondrichthyes, Chimaeriformes, Callorhinchidae.
CCCUCCCACCCCCCCACCCUCCUCACCCUCCUCACCCCCACCAUUGCUCGGCUCGGCGCCGACAUGGCGACUCUGCUCCGCAAGAUCGGUCUGAUUCGCCUCCACGACAGAGACACGGAGGGUCCGAAGCACCAGGGCUCCCGCAAGGCGAGCAAGAGCGGCGGCCAGAAAAGCAGCAGCAGCAGCAACAGCAAGCAGUGCAACACCCCGAGCAACGAGAGCAUCGUGCUGCAAUCCGACCUGCACCAGCAGCAGCAGCAGCAGCAACAACAGCAACAACUUCAGCAGCAACAACUACAACAACAGCAGCAGCAGCAGCAGCAAAGCCACAAGAAGUACGAGCCGCCCCCAGUCACCAAGGACAGCGGCAAGGACAGGCAGCAGCAGCAGCAGCAGCAGCAGGCUGGCAGCAAGGUGCCCCCGGCCAGCGCCAGCAGCACGGGCGGAGGGGCCGUCCCGGGGCAACCCCCCAACAAGCAGCACUGCGCCCAAGUGCGGAGCCGCCGGCUGAUGAAGGAGCUGCAGGACAUCCGCAAGCUGAACGACCACUUCAUCAGCGUGGAGCUGGUGGACGACAACCUGUUCGAGUGGAACGUGAAGCUGCUGCAGGUGGACAAGGACUCGGCGCUGUGGCAGGACAUGAAGGAGACCAGCACCGACUUCAUCCUCCUCAACCUCAACUUCCCCGAUAACUUCCCCUUCUCGCCGCCCUUCAUGAGGGUCCUCAGCCCCCGCCUGGAGAACGGCUACGUGCUGGACGGAGGCGCCAUCUGCAUGGAGCUGCUCACCCCGCGGGGCUGGUCCAGCGCUUACACCGUGGAGGCCGUUAUGAGGCAGUUUGCGGCCAGUCUGGUCAAGGGGCAGGGACGAAUCUGCAGGAAACUGGGGAAGACAAAGAAAUCCUUCACCCGCAAAGAAGCAGAAGCAACGUUUAAAAGUUUGGUGAAGACGCACGAGAAAUAUGGCUGGGUUACUCCUCCUGUGUCCGAUGGUUGAGCCACAGAGCUCCCAAUGUCUGCAGCCCCAAAAACACUACCAUCUUCUCAGUGCUGUGUACGAUCCAUUCUUUCUAUUUAAGCUUCAGUUAGACAUGGUGACACAAAGGAGACAUUUAAGUUAUUUAUGAACGGAGAUGUUUACGGAUAAUCGCCUAAAGGGAUUUCUUUUUUGUGAUGGGUUGGGGUGGGAGGGGAGGGGAAUGGAAGACUUGUUUCGACGACGGAUUGAGUUCACCUGAAUUCGGCUGUACUGCAUUGUGUUUGCAUCAUUUUCCCAUCCUACUGCUUCUCUCCAUGCUGGUGGUAAACAGAUCAGAUAGACCUUGCAUUUGCCUCGCCACUCAUUUCAACUCGAAGUGAAGCAGUUAAUAUUUAACACCCAGGGUGACAAGUAGUGGUUGACAUUUUGCUGUGCUGUUUUUCACAGGUCAAUGCAACUUGAAGAUUGUAAUUUCUGUGGAGCUGUGCUCUAUCGUGGCUAAAAUUAGAAGUUCUACAUGUCGUGUAGCUGCUCAUCGAUCACUGAAAGCAAACUGUUCUCAUUUGAAAUCCAGUGAGAUGAAAGUAGGGAGGGGGAGUGUGGGGUGGGAGGGUUAGGGAACGUGUUCCAGCAUUGCUUAGUAUUGAUUGACAUCAUUGUGCAUUAUUUAUGAAAACUGUCUCUCACAGUGAUCACUGCUGUCUUUCAAACCACAAUCUCACAGGGUUAAUGUGCCUAUGUGGUAAAUAAAUGUCAGGGUUAAUAGUAGAAUUGUACAUCAGAUGUUUGUCAGAGUAAAGGGAAAGCAACAUGCUCAUGAUAGAUUGUAGCGGAGUAGCUUUAAGAUGCUGCAGAGAUGUUAAAUGAAAAAAAUCCUGCGUUACAUAACAUGUCUUAAUGAUUCAGAUGUUUCAAUUCUUUCUGUAUCUGCAUGUUUAAGGACUCUGUGGUUGGUAGUUUUCAAGUUUUCUAAAAGAAUGUCGCUAUCAUUUGUUCUGUGUCAAGAGCUGUUACAUUUUUGUCAAGUGGUAAUGACAUUUGUGUUUAUUUUCUGUUUAAUUUAUUUGUGGUUUGCCAAAUGCGUAGCCUUUUCAGCAUGUGACGGGUAUUCUGACUGAAAAAAAAACCCUCAAUGAACCAAAUUUGAUAAAAACUGCGGGUGAUUUUCAAUCGCGCAAACGUUGGUGUUUCUGUACUUUUUUUUUGGCGGCCAGGUAUUUGAAAAAAAAAUGUAAAAGGCAAAGAAAGAUGAAAAAAAGAAGAAAAUAUCAUAUUUGACAGCAAAUAAAUGCUCUUUUUAACCUGC